CUCAUUAGUAGAGUAAUUUUUAGAAAAAAAAACUCUUGUACAAUUUUCGUUGUUGGUGUAUUCGACGGUAGGUGCAUCGAUUAGUGAUCAUGGAUGAGACAGAUGAUGGCGACGAGCAAGAUAUGGAUAUUUACGGCGAUGGUGACGGUGAUGGAGAAGCGUAAGGGGAAGGGGAUGAUGAUGGACAAGGAGGUAACUCGAGCUCAUAAGGGCUGGGCUCUGGAUUCGGUGGUGCUGCAGAAUCAAAUUACACGUCACAACAAAGAAGACAUCCACCAUCCACCGCAAGAAGGUGUCUACGUAUACGGCCUGUUUCUGGAAGGUGCAUCGUUGGAUAGGCGCAGUGGAAAGUUGAUUGAAUCGAAACCGAAGGUACUGUACGAGCAGAUGCCGGUCAUUUACAUCUACGCGAUCAACACGACGGCCUGCAAGGAUCCGCGGAUAUAUGAGUGUCCCAUCUAUCGCAAGCCGCAGCGUACCGACCAGAAGUACGUCGGUUCAAUCGAUUUCGAGACGGACUUUAACCCACGGCACUGGACCCUUCGAGGUGUCGCAUUGCUGUGCAACAUCAAGCAGAUGGUAACUAUUUUGUGCUGCAUUAUUCCCACCAUUCCCAAUUUAAAUGGUUACUUAUUUCCAUUCACUGAAAGGCGUCGUUUUGUUGUUUUUUUAUAAAACAUACUUUUUUCCACCACUGACUAUAGAGUCCAGCAAAGCAGGCUGAUUCUGUAUGACUUCGCACCAAAAGUAAAUUUAGAAAAAUAAUUGGUUUAUUGGCUCCACCAGGAAGCCUGUGUUGUGUUGAUGAUUGCUUGAAUCUGUUAAAUUGUUUUUCCACUGAAAGUUGUGCAAAGGUAGAAUAGAGUGUUUCGCAAACAGCGACUGUUAGUAAACAUUGUAAGAGACGAUGAAAGUAUAGAAGAAAUAAGACACU
This is a messenger RNA of Anopheles aquasalis, 934 nucleotides long. RefSeq names its product dynein axonemal heavy chain 1 (gene Dhc1). Gene Ontology annotation, cellular component: dynein complex. The record is from RefSeq and is a predicted model, not a curated record. Gene Ontology annotation, biological process: microtubule-based movement. Gene Ontology annotation, molecular function: dynein light intermediate chain binding; dynein intermediate chain binding. Lineage: Eukaryota; Metazoa; Arthropoda; Insecta; Diptera; Culicidae.